Messenger RNA from Cannabis sativa, 882 nucleotides. RefSeq lists its product as uncharacterized. Bases 1 to 882 code for a protein of 293 amino acids. The transcript has 2 exons. NCBI's taxonomy places the organism in Eukaryota, Viridiplantae, Streptophyta, Magnoliopsida, Rosales, Cannabaceae. The record is from RefSeq and is a predicted model, not a curated record.
AUGUUCAAAAUCAGAAAGAUUCAGCAUUCUCAUACAUGCUCAAUAGAUGUCACAUCUGUAGACCAUCCUAAUGCAACAAGCAACCUGAUUGGUAGUGUAAUAAGAACCAAAUUUGUAAAGCCAAAGAGAGACUACACACCAAAUGAAAUAGUGGAUGACAUGGCAGAUGACUAUUGUGUCUCCAUAUCUUACCAAAAAGCAUGGAGGGCUAGAGAAAAAGCUAUUGUAGAUGCAAGAUGCUGUCCACACGAAUCGUACUCUGAAAUACCAAGAAUCUUAUACAUGAUGGAAAAAUGCAACCUAGGAACAAUCACAGACCUUGUCACAGACGAAAAUGGCCACUUCAAAUACCUAUACUUCGCAAUAGGUGCUUCCAUCAAAGGUUGGCAACACUGCAAUCCAAUAAUAGUCACGGAUGGUACUUUCUUAAAAAAUCAACAUGGUGCAGCAUUAUUAAUAGCUAGUGCACAAAAUGCAAAUAGACACAUAUUUCCACUAGCAUUUGCAAUAGUAGACUCUAAGAAUGACACUUCAUGGAACUGGUUCUUCAGCAAGCUAAAAGAAUCAUACAGUGAAAGAGAAGGGCAGUGCAUUAUUUCAGACAGACAUGAAAGUAUUGCGAAAGCAGCAAAUACAAACUUCUCAAACCUCAUGCAUGGGGUUUGUUGCUACCACUUGCUAAAAAAUAUCAAGACCAAGUUCAAAAAUGGUGGAGAUGAACUCAAGAAUGCAUUCAAUGGAGCUUCCAAAGCUUACAAUGCUGCUGAAUAUGAAAAAAAAAACAUGAGAGAUUUAGACAAUAUUCAUAGCAGCAUAAGAGACUAUCUGGUCAACGAAGUUGGAAACAGUAAGUGGACAAGGUUAUACAGCCAAAACAAGUGA